AUGUCUACCGAGAAGGUCAACAAGGUCACUUUGACCAGCAACGAGGGAUCGAACAUUCAAGUCGAUCGUGUGGUAGCUGAGCGGUCCAUGCUCAUCAAGAACCUGAUCGAGGACUUGGGUGACGACGCCGUCGCGGGCCACCCCGUCCCAAUCCCUAACGUGAACGACCCGGUGUUGCGCAAGGUCUUCGAGUGGUGCGAACACCACCGCAACGACGCCGCCCAGUCGGCCGACGAUGACAACGACAACAACAACCGGAAGAAGACGACGGAUAUCGACGAGUGGGACCAGAAGUUCAUGCAGGUCGACCAGGAGAUGCUCUUCGAAAUCAUCCUCGCUGCCAAUUAUCUUGACAUCAAGGCCCUUCUCGAUGUCGGCUGCAAGACCGUGGCCAACAUGAUCAAGGGCAAGUCACCAGAGGAGAUCCGGAAAACGUUCAACAUCACGAACGACUUCACUCCGGAAGAGGAGGAGCAGAUUCGUCGUGAGAACGAAUGGGCUGAGGACCGCUAA
This is a messenger RNA of Chaetomium fimeti, 513 nucleotides long. Its product is annotated as Skp1 family, dimerization domain-containing protein. The transcript is spliced from 3 exons. Gene Ontology annotation, molecular function: cullin family protein binding. Gene Ontology annotation, biological process: SCF-dependent proteasomal ubiquitin-dependent protein catabolic process; mitotic cell cycle. Gene Ontology annotation, cellular component: nucleus; cytoplasm. The coding region runs from base 1 to 513 and encodes 170 amino acids. The record is from RefSeq and is a predicted model, not a curated record. NCBI's taxonomy places the organism in Eukaryota, Fungi, Ascomycota, Sordariomycetes, Sordariales, Chaetomiaceae.